UGAGAUGAGAAAAGUGCAGUACUGAUAGAUCUGAUGGCAGAUGAAGAUGAAGUAAGCAGGUGCAUGAGAGAGAACUGGCGUAUUCCUCCCUCAUUUUGGGGGGACAAGAAGAUCUGAGUACAGAAAGAAAAGAGGACAGUGUUUUAUCCAUCAGGAGUGGAGGAGAGGAGGAGGAGGACAUGCAUUUCUCCAAACUGAAGUAUUUCUUCAUGACUUUCUGCCCAUCACGAGCUCACUGAUGCUGUGAUUCAGUCAGAACUCAUUCACUAGAGGGUCAUUCAGUUGGAGUGAGUGUUUUGGGCUGUUUCUCUGUUUCUGAUUUGGAAUAUAUGCGCUUUUUAAAUGGGAAGAAUGAAAAAACAAGUGGAACAUAGGAUAUGAAUCUGAAAUGGACAAUGCGUGUGUGUGAGGUCGAGAUGGCAGAGCUCUGGAUCCCCAUCACGAGCUGCACAAGCUCUCAUCAAAUGCUCCAGUUUGGAUAACGCAACCACAACGCCAUAGCACACUUGUCCUGUCUUUGUGCACACACACACACACACACACACACUCAGAGGGCGAGGACCCCUUACAAAACGCAAGGGUCUGAGGAAACCGAAGUGCUUCUACAGUUGAAUUGGAUUUGUCCCAACAUCACUACAACUAAACCACCCACCACCCUGGACUUGUACUACUACUAAACUGCUCCAAAAGAGAGGGAACACCAGAUUGGAAAAAUAGGAAGGUGGAGUGCUAAAGAGAAUGAGCGUGGGUCGGAUUGGUCGCUAUAGUAUCGUGUCGACGGAGGAGGAUGGUCUGCGUUUAACAACCAUGCAUGGCGGAGGGAUGAAUGGAUAUGGCAACGGCAAAAUCCACACUCGACGGAAAAGUCGCAACCGCUUCGUGAAGAAGAAUGGACAGUGCAAUGUGCAGUUCACCAACAUGGACGAGAAGUCCCAGCGCUACCUGGCGGACAUAUUCACCACUUGCGUGGACAUCCGCUGGCGCUACCUGGUGAUCAUUUUCACAUUCGUCUUCGUGAUUUCCUGGUUGGCAUUUGGCUUGGCGUUUUGGGUUAUCGCGCUUCUCCACGGUGACCUGGACAACCCGGCGGGCGACGACAACUUCACGCCGUGUGUGCUGCAGGUGAACGGUUUCAUCGCAGCGUUCCUGUUCUCCAUCGAGACGCAAACGACCAUUGGUUAUGGGUUCCGCUGUGUUACGGAAGAAUGUCCUCUCGCAGUGUUUCUCGUGGUCUUCCAGUCCAUCGUGGGCAGCAUCAUCGACUGCUUCAUGAUCGGAGCAAUCAUGGCCAAAAUGGCACGUCCCAAGAAGCGAGCGCAGACUCUGUUGUUCUCGCAUAACGCCGUCAUCGCCAUGCGUGACGGGAAACUGUGCUUGAUGUGGCGGGUGGGGAACUUGCGUAAGAGUCACAUCGUUGAGGCGCACGUCCGAGCGCAGCUCAUCAAACCGCGGGUUACGGCCGAAGGCGAGUUCAUCCCGCUCGACCAGCUGGACAUAAAUGUCGGUUUCGACAAAGGACUGGACCGCAUCUUCCUCGUCUCGCCAAUCACCAUCCUGCAUCAAAUCGACCAGGAGAGCCCUCUGUUCGGCAUCGCUAAGCAGGACCUCGAAACAGCGGAUUUUGAGAUCGUGGUCAUAUUGGAGGGCAUGGUGGAGGCCACGGCCAUGACGGCACAGGCGCGAAGCUCCUACCUGGCCAGCGAGAUCCUCUGGGGGCAUCGAUUCGAGCCAGUACUAUUUGAGGAAAAGAACCAAUACAAGGUCGAUUACUCACACUUCCACAAGACCUACGAGGUGCCGUCCACCCCUCGCUGCAGUGCCAAGGACAUGAUGGAAAACAAGUACCUGGUGGUGCCCAGCGCCAACUUCUGCUACGAGAACGAGCUGGCGAUCCUGAGCCACGAAGAGGAAGAGGAUAACAGUCCGGAAAGGAUAAAGCCAGAGCGAGCGAGGAGCCUCAGCCCGGAGAGAACCCCUCGACAUGAUUUCGACCGACUGCAGACCCCUCGCUGCACGGAGCAAAGGUCAUACCGAAGGGAGUCAGAGAUAUGAACCUUUACUAUGACCUUUUUGAUACUCGAAUUUCAUGUUUCGUUCCUGGAGAUACUGGAGCUUCUAAAAUGCAGAACAAUGCAAAGUGCCAUACGGAGAGAGUGAGCGAGUGAAUGAGCGAAAAACAAAGGAGUGAAUGUGUGAAAGCUGGAGAGACGUUUAGCUGAGAUGGGAGAUGCUGUUUCGAAGAGAGAGAAAGGCAGUAGGAAUCUUUUUAUCCUGCACGGAAAAACUUGAAUCUUUUCCUCGUUUUGUUUCAUGACAAUAGUUUAGCUGUUAAACUUUUGAUUCAUAAAGGGGUAGCUCACCCAAAAAUGAAAAUUCUGUCAUAAUUUACUCACUCUCAUGUCAUUCCAAAACUGUAUGACUGUCUUCCGUGGAAUGCAAAAGAAAAUAUUUUGAAAAAAUUAUAACAAAAAUAUAUAUUUGUAAAAAAGAAAAAAAGUUAAUAAUAAAAAUGGUUUCAUUAAAUAACACUGUUAACUAAUAAAAAUAUAAUAAAAUUAUAUAUAUGAAAUUAUAUAAAAAGCUUUAUAUUAUAUAUGUUUUUUAAUAAAUUUAUUAUAAAUUGUAACUUCUUUCUUAUUAUAUGUUUUGAUAUAUUUUAUAAACACUGAUAUCCAACCUGCGCCAUAUUUGUUUGAAGAGCUAUUUGGUUUUCUAUUACAUAGAAAUCUAUCAUUUGGCUUCAGAGCACUGAAUACAGUCGUAUAGACUUUUAAGAGCCGUGGUCACUGAAAACUAUAUAUAAUGAACUAGGGUUGCAAUGUGGCAGAAAAUUUACAGUAAAUUUACGGAAACUUUCCAGAAACUUUCCAUGGGAAAUUUAGAAAUAUUCCAAAUUUAUGGGAAUUAAAGGGAAUUAAAUAGAAAAUUGGGGUAAUUUAUACAAAUUGUAUCAUAUACAAACAUUAAUAUAAACAUUUUGUUUGGUCAUAAGCAGACAUGCAUGCAAACUAAUACAAAUUUUAAAAAUUUAAAAAGUCAAAUUUUUGACUUUGGUUUAUUCGUGAGUAGAACUUUCAGUCAGUGAAAAACAAAUAAACAUGAAUGUUGAAUAAAAUAAACAUAUUCUAUAUGUGCUGUGUGCAUGUGAUCGAGGAAUGCGGAGGCUAGAAAUUCAACUGAAUUUGCAUUAAAUCUAGUUGUUUUUAAUAAAGAUUAUGCUGCAAGAUGUUCUUUUCAACUACAUUUAAGUUCUCUCUCAUAGGUUAACCUGCAAUUUACAGUUUAUUCCCAUUAAUUCUUGUUAAUUCCCAUAUAUUCCCGCUAAUUCAAAUGGAAAGAUUCCAACUUUUGCAACCCUGCUAUAAACUGUCAUGUAGAAAAGCACUGCAGGAAGUUUCCUUUUAAAAAAUCUCCUUUUGUGUUCCACAUAAUAAAAAAAAAAAAAAAAAAAGAUAACAGCAUACACAUUUGAAACGACAUGAGGGUGAGAAAACUAUGACAAAAUAAUGAAAAAAUAAAGAAGAUUAAUUUUGGAGAGCUAUUCCUUUAAUGUGUAAAUAUUUCUGCAUAGAUACAUGGUUUUGUGUGCGAUAUUCAUUUCUAGCAAGAGAGAAAAACAAAGACAAUGUUACAUUUACGAAGAGCGAUAUUAGUAAAUUUAUUUUUGCAUUCAAUUCGAGCACAAAUGACAAGCAAUGCCAGGGCACACUAUCCCUGGAGAUCUACACACACACAUUGAUCAGUGAGACAUGAUAAAUUCCCCUUUACAACUGCACUACCUAGACAGACCAUGUGAACAAUGUGAGCACCUGAGUGUGUGUGUGUGUGUGUGUGUGUGUGUGUGUGUGUGUGUGUGUAUGUGUGUGUUUUGUGCAGCUGAGCACAAUGCCUCGUGUGAGACGCACAAGGAGAAGGUUAAAUGGCAAACUCUCCUAAAACUACAACAUGCUCAAGCAUAUAUGUUAUAUAUAUUUACAGCAAAAUAGAGAGAUAUAUAUUUAGGUAGAUAGAUAUAUAAUGUAGACAUUAUCAGUUUGCACCAUGUAACCUAAUAUAGUGGCAGAUCUUCAGAGAACUCACUGGGAUAAUCAUCUUAUUUUAACUAUUUAGAUACUUCAUCUUUUGUCCCUGAGGCUCUGACAGAAAAGCCUGAUAGAAAACUCUGUGUGAAUCCAGAAACUUCCCUUCAAAUGUCGUAUUUUAAUACAUUUACCUCUGUCUUCAUAUAUUUCAACUUCCUGCUGAAUUUUUCAUAAAGAGAAUGGGAUUCAAGAAUGCCAACAUUUACUGCAUUUCUAUAAAUAUAUAUAAAAAAGAAAUUACAUGCCUAACUAACUUGAAAUAUAAAGAUUGAGAAUGAUAGUGUCUCAAAAUAUUCACUGAUCUAUGCACACGGUCGGACUGAGUGUUGAAUACAAUCUGCAUUUCAUCAUCUUCUCUUUUCUAUUAUUGCGACAAAAACCUCACAUCUUGAAGCAUUUUAGCUGUUCAUUUAAGGAAUUUUCCAGGUUAAAUAAAGCUGUCAAUUAUUACAAGAAUAACAUAAUUUAAUCAGCGUUUCAUGUAAAAGCAAACAAAAAUCAUGUUUACAGUAAUGCACUAAGGAAGUCUAUGGGGCAAGGCAUUAAAGGUGCAAUGUGUAAAAUUUGUGAGGAUCUAUUGACAGAAAUGCAAUAUAAUAUACAUAACUAUGUUUUCAGUGGUGUAUAAAGACCUUACAUAAUGAACCGUUAUGUUUUUAUUACCUUGAAUGAGCCAUUUCUAUCUCAUACACCCCUCCAAAUCAAGUCACCAUUAUGCGCCGGCAUGUUUCUACAGCAGCCCUAAACGGACAAACACUCUACAGAGCAUGUUUCGUCAACGUGUUUGUUCUUCUUCUAAAUCGUUGGUGUUUUUAGAGGCAGCUUGCAUCGUCACUACGUUGAAUAUGCACGAAGAAGUAGUAGUAGUAGUAGUCCUCUGGUUUGUUAGAAGCAGAGACCAUUCUUUGUUAGAAGUAAGAAGAAACCUCAUUGCUUGACUGGCUAACAUAUUCUCUGCUGUCUCAGACGAUGACAUCUUUGACUUGUGUUGGCCAGACGGCCACCGUAGCUGUCUACGUAGGCAAUCUUUAAAGGUAUCACAGGUGUAAUGCAUGUUUAUUCAGAGAAAACUUCUUUUGGCCAAAUUCCAACGCACCAUCACAUUUAUCCGAUUUGCUUUGCGAAUUGUUUGCUUCAAACCAGUGAUUCAGAGCGUGUACCAAACUGCUAAAGUCAUGUGAUGUCACAACGAUCGGUCUGCGCAGCGGACAUCUUUCGUUACGUUUCGAAACGCUAUUGUGCAUAGCUAAUUUUUGAACAGUUUUAUAAUGUAUACAUGUUUAAUUACACAUUUAUAUAAUAAAAAAAGGGGAAAAGUAGUAGUUAAAGGCACAGUUCACCCAAAAAUUAAAAUUAUGACAUCUUACCCUCAAGUUGUUCCAAACCUGUAUGAAUUUCUUUCUUCUGCUGAACACAAGAUAUUUUGAAGAAUACGGGUAACCAAACAGUUGAAGGAACCCAUUGACUUCCAUAGUAUGGAAAAAAAUUACAAUGGAAGUCAAUGGUGCCAUUCAACUGUUUGGUUACCGAAUACCAACAUUCUUCAAAAUAUCUUCUUUUGUGUUCAGCAGAAGAAAGAAAUUCAUACAGGUUUGGAACAACUUGAGAAUGAGUAAACGAUGACAGAAUUUUAAUUUUUAGAUGAACUAUCUCUUUAAUUGUCUCUUAUUGGCGUGAAAAGAAAACCCUACAAAUAAAACAAUAUUUAUACAGACACUACAUGGAAUUUGAUGAUUCGUAGAUUUCAUUUAAUUGAUUGUACUUUCAAAAAAUUAUUUACAAUUUUCGUAAAAGGUGUCUAUGCAUGUUUAGACUGAGGUUUCGUUGCAUCUGACACCGUUUUGACCAGUAAGAUGUCGGUUCGGAGUUUUGAAAAGCUCCGUUUCAUCCAAGAUGGCGGCUAAGGAAAAUGUUGAUGUAAAUAUAAUUAUAUUUUAGUCACCAAAACUAAAGUAAAAAUCAUUCAAUCUGAUUAAAAAAAGAUUUUAUUCAAUAUUUGUGGUAUAUUUUAUCCUAAUCACGUUGUUGGUAUCAGGUCUACUGGAAUCCAGUGAGUCUUGUUGGCCAUGUGCUUCAUAUAAAAUGCUAUUUGAAUGAUCCUUAUGUACAGUAGAGCCAAACUCAUCACUUAUGAGGUUAUAUAGACAGCAAGGGUGCUUACUAGGUUUUGGGACAGAGGCACUGUUACCACCACAAAACAUUAUACAGUUGACAUAGAGUUAGUGAUAAAAACUACUUAAUUACCUUGAUGUGUACAGUUAACCUCUUAGAUCCUGUCAAGACCAUGUGAAGCCAGGCAGUAAACAGCAACUUUUCCACGGUUUGUGCAAAGAAAAUAGACUUUUUACGUGGAGAAAACGCCACCUACAGGUGUUUUAGCGCAAACGCAGAUGUUCAUCCGCCUCGAAAAGUAGUUCCAUUUCAAAACGAUGAAUUAGACAACUUUAGAGCUAAUAUAACACACAUUUUGCACUGAAUAAUUAAUAUAAGCGCUUUAACAUACGUUUUAAAAGUAUAAGCUGCACAUUUCUGUUUUUAAACUAUCUGGAACGUCUUGCCCCAUAGACGCCCAUUAUAAGCGCAAACACCAUUUUUGCUUGUUUUCAUCAACGGAGCUACAAAAAUUGUCUGGUGUGAUUGACAAUAUGUCAGAUGUUUGAGAUGAGCUUUGGCUGUAUUAGACCCAUAUUCAUUUAAAGAGAAAGACAAAGGACAAAAUAAUCACUCAAUAUUAGAAACUGUGGCUCAGAUUGAAUGCUGCUCCUUAUCUGUGUGUGUGUGUGUGUGUGUGUGUGUCUUAUGCCACUGUAUGAUAGUAUGAAGGGCACAUUCAUGAAGCAAUAAUGAAAAGAUCAAAGCAAUAUGUGAUUUAUCAACCACAAUUUUUCAGGACAAAAACAUUUCGAUUUUACCAGUUUGAAGUGAAGUGAAGCAAUGUAUUCAUUGAGAAAGCACAGAGAGUUACAAUAACUUUUGUGAGCUGUACUGUACAACUUUUUUUGUAAAAAAAGAAAAAGAAAAAGAAAAAUAUUAAGAAAUGAAGACUAGGUCAAUCUCU
Messenger RNA from Ctenopharyngodon idella (grass carp), 7140 nucleotides. It is a transcript of the gene kcnj12a, whose product is annotated as potassium inwardly rectifying channel subfamily J member 12a. Gene Ontology annotation, biological process: potassium ion import across plasma membrane; regulation of monoatomic ion transmembrane transport. The transcript is spliced from 2 exons. Gene Ontology annotation, molecular function: inward rectifier potassium channel activity. NCBI's taxonomy places the organism in Eukaryota, Metazoa, Chordata, Actinopteri, Cypriniformes, Xenocyprididae. Bases 739 to 2052 code for a protein of 437 amino acids. Gene Ontology annotation, cellular component: plasma membrane. The record is from RefSeq and is a predicted model, not a curated record.